Miscanthus lutarioriparius is the source of this 1320-nucleotide messenger RNA. The record is from the annotation of a GenBank genome assembly. NCBI's taxonomy places the organism in Eukaryota, Viridiplantae, Streptophyta, Magnoliopsida, Poales, Poaceae.
AUGGGGAUGGAGUGGCCGCCGACGCCUGCGCAGCAGAGGAAGGCGGUGGUGGGCGCCGGGUCGGCGCUGAAGCUGGUGCUGUUCGUGAUCCUCGCGGGCCUCGCACUGCGGCUGCUGGUCGGCCCGGCGGCCUACCUCCUGCCGCUCACCGCCGCGCAGAGGGGGCCGCCCGUCUUUUCGCGGCGCCGGGGAGGGAAAGAACCGGCGGCGUCGGGAUUCCUUCAGUCGAUCAGCAGACUGCAGAGGGAGGAUGGAGGUGUUCGUUUGAUCACUUCCAUUAGUUUAGUGAUACGGCCAUACGGGCAAGCUUUUCUACAUCCUGUAUGGAAAGAAACGGAUGAUGCGGUUUUUACUUUGACCUCUUCAGAACCUCUUACAGAUUUAGACAAGGAAGGUUCUCCAAAACCAGAAGAAAGUUGUGAUCUUUUCCAUGGCGAGUGGGUUCCCAAUUCAUCAGGGCCAGCUUACACUAAUGCAAGAUGCCGCUUCAUUGAGUCUCCUCAGAACUGUAUGACAAAUGGAAGGCCUGACACAGAUUAUCUCAAUUGGAGAUGGAAGCCAUAUGGUUGUGACGUACCACCAUUUGAUGGCAAGAAGUUUCUGGAUGGGAUGAAGGGCAAGCAUUGGGCACUUAUUGGUGAUUCCAUCCUUCGCAACCAUGUCCAGUCAUUGCUUUGCCUUCUUUCUAAGGUCGAAGAUGCUACUGAGGUCUACCAUGAUGAUACAUUCAGAUCCAGAAGAUGGCACUUACCUUCACACAAUUUCACGGUCUCCCUUAUCUGGGCACCAUUCCUGGUCAAAGCUAAAAUAUUUGAGGACGAUGAUGGAGUUUCUACUGCUGAUCUCCAGCUGCAUCUUGACGUUCUCGAGACAAAUUGGACUAGUCAAUGGGAGAGCUUUGAUUACGUAGUGAUAUCCACAGGUCAAUGGUUUUUCAAAACUGCAGUGUACUGGGAGAAUGGAGCUGUGAUUGGCUGCCACUACUGCCAGAACAAAACCCUCAAAGAGAGGCCUCCAGAGUACUCCUUCCGCAGGGCACUCAAGGUGGCCUUCCAGUUCAUCACAUCUUCACCUCACAAGCCAGUAGUCUUCUACAGAACGUGGUCUCCUUCGCAUUUUGAGAAUGGCGAGUGGUUCAGUGGCGGGACUUGCAACAGGACGGCCCCAUUCAAGCCAGGGGAGGCUGGUGACAGAGAAAUGGACAAUAAAAUGUGGAGGAUUGAGAGAGAAGAGUUUGACAACGCGGUGGCGAACAAGGGGCCUAUCGAUGGUCACCGUCUGAAGCUGCUUGAUACAUUUGAGCUCUCUCCUAAGGCCUGA